Rhagoletis zephyria (snowberry fruit fly) is the source of this 3810-nucleotide messenger RNA. The record is from RefSeq and is a predicted model, not a curated record. NCBI's taxonomy places the organism in Eukaryota, Metazoa, Arthropoda, Insecta, Diptera, Tephritidae.
AUGAAAUACCUCAUCACCUUCACCACUGACCCCUCUGCGCCCGCCUGGCACGGCUUCUUCUACAGUGCCAUCUUUGUGCUGACCAACAUCAGCAGCAGCCUGACAUCGGCCUAUCAACAGCACCGUAUGGCCGUGCUGGGCAUGCGCAUUCGCACCGCCCUGAUGAGCGCCAUCUACCGAAAGUCCCUCGUGUUGGCCGCCCACUCCAAGAGCAGCUACACCACCGGGGAGAUCGUCAACCUGUGCGCCGUGGACAGCCAACGCUUCAUCGACCUCCUCCCGUGGAUCUGCUUUCUGUGGACGGCCCCGGUGCAGAUCGUCAUCGCCAUCUACCUCCUCUGGACGGAGCUGGGCUACUCGGUGAUGGGCGGCCUGCUUCUCAUGAUCCUCUUCAUUCCCAUUCAGGGCUGGGCGAUGAACUUUGUGAAGCGCAUUCAGGCGAAGCAGAUGGAGCUGAAGGACCGUCGGCUGAAGGCGAUCACCGAGAUGCUCAACGGAAUGAAGGUUUUAAAGCUGUACGCCUGGGAGGAGGCCAUCGUGCGGAACAUCGAGGAGAUUCGCUCUCAAGAGCUGCACUACAUUCGCAUGUCCGGCUACGUGACCACCAUUUUCAAUCUGAUCGCCUACACCAGCCCCUUCAUGGUCACCUGUCUCACCUUCACCCUUUACAUCUUCUUCGGCGGCGAGGGCAACUACCUGACCGCAGAGAAGGCCUUCGUCUCGGUGGCACUCUUCAAUAUGCUUCGCGUGCCACUGGCGCAGAUUCCCAACAUGGCCACCAGUCUGAUGUUGGUCAUGGUCGCCCUGAAACGACUCAACAACUUUCUCGGCACAGACGAGACGACGGACUACCUGGAGAAGGCAACGACCACCACCGCCGGACAGCACUUUCUAACAACUAAAGAAAGUAAUCGAGAAGCUAAAAACCGAAACCUAAAGGCAGCAGAAAGCAAACAGGAUGAAGACGAUGUACAAGAAAACGCCGUCGAGCUGAAGAACGCCACCUUCACCUGGGGCCGGGCCACCGACCCGACCUCAACGCGGACACUGACCAACAUCAGUCUGGCCAUUCCCAAGGGAUCUCUGGUGGCCGUCGUUGGCUCCGUCGGCUCGGGAAAGUCCUCGCUGCUGUACGCCCUGCUAGGAGAAAUGGAAAAGGUGGGCGGCUCGGCGGGCGUGGUGGCCAUUGCGCCCGACCAGCAGAAGUUGGCCUACGUCGCCCAGCAGGCGUGGAUCCAGAAUGCCACCGUGCGGGAUAACAUCCUCUUCGGGAAGAAGUACUCCCCGGACAAGUACAACAAGGUCAUUGAGGCGUGUGCCCUGAAACCUGAUCUGGCCAUGCUCUCCGCUGGGGACGCCACCGAGAUCGGCGAGAAGGGCAUCAACCUGAGUGGAGGCCAAAAACAACGCAUCAGCAUCGCCCGAGCCUGCUACUCUCAGGCGGCACUGUACCUCUUUGAUGACCCGCUCUCUGCCGUCGAUUCGCACGUCGGCCGGCACAUCUUCGAGCAGGUGCUCGACUCCCGAACCGGCCUCCUUCGAAACCGGACGCGAAUUCUGGUCACCAACGCCCUGUACAUGCUGCCCCACGUUGACCAGAUUGUCCUGCUGAAGAACGGCCACGUCGAGGCGGUGGGCACCUACGAGGCGCUGAUGGCGGACACGCCCGUCUUCAGCGACCUGAUCGCCAACUACCACUCCAACUCGGCGAAUCUUGACCCUCAGAAGUUAGGCAACAGUGAAGGUGGUGAUCAUCACGAAGAGGGCAUUGGUGGUGGUGAUACUGAUCAACACCAAAUGAUGAUGGUCGAGGAAGAUGAGCACUUCCUCGAAGCGGGCGUCGUCCCUGAUGAAACUCGCGCCAUGCUCGGUCGCACUUUCAGCAUCACCAGCGGCCUGACGCUGUUCAGCACUCGAGAGCGCCACAAUUCCGUCGGCUCCAGCCCGUCGAUGUUACUAGCCCAACAACAGCAGGGACAAACUAAACACACGAAAACGCUGACCAGCGCCUACGAGGAGCUGAAGGCCAAGUCGAAGUUGGUGGAGGCGGAGAAGAUGGAGUCGGGCACGGUGACCUUUGCCGUGUACCGGAAGUUCUUCGCCAGCCUCGGCUUCACCUGGUCCGCUGCCAUCGUCUUUCUCUACUUCAUGAUGGUCGUCAGCAGCUACGGAGCGAACUUCUGGCUCAGCCACUGGACCGACACGAUGGCGGAUCAGGUGCCCGGGUCGACGGAGUACGAGAAGGAUACGCGACUCAACCUGCUGUUCUACUUUCUCAUCGGCGCGACGCAGUUCCUCUUUGUCAUCUGCGGCUGGCUGUCGAUUAUCAGAGGGACCAUAAGGGCGUCCACCAAUCUGCACGCGGCCCUCAUCAGCAGCAUCGUCCACGCGCCGAUGUGGUUCUUCGACACGACGCCCCUGGGGCGCAUAGUGAACCGCUUCAGCAAAGACAUCGACGUCCUGGACACGGCCAUGGCCAUGUUGAUACGAAUCCUCAUGAACCACAGCUUCAACGUGCUCGCCACCAUGUUCACCGUCAGCGUGCAGACGCCCCUCUUCCUCGCCGUGGUCAUCCCCUUCCUCAUCAUCUACGGGCUGAUUCAGCGCUUCUACGUGGCCACCACGCGCCAGCUGAAGCGCCUCGAGUCCGUUUCCCGGUCGCCGAUCUUCACGCACUUCAGCGAGACGAUCAGCGGCGUGUCGACGAUUCGCGCCUACCAGGCGACGGAGCGCUUCAUCGCCGAGGCGGACAGUCGAAUCGACGCCAACACCGCCGCCUUCUACCCGAACGCCGUCGCCAACUGUUGGCUGCAGGUUCGCCUGGAGAUGAUGGCCGCCCUGCUCACCUUCUUUGCGGCCAUCUUCGCCGUGCUGGGCAAGAACACCGGCGGCGGCAUUGGCCUCUCCCUCAGCUACGCCCUCAACAUGACGCUGGCGCUGAACAUGUGCGUGCGAAUGUACGCCGAGCUGGACUGCAACAUCGUCUCGGUGGAGCGCAUCUCCGAGUACACCUCGGUGGCGCCCGAGGCGCCCUGGUACCGCGAGGCCGAUGAGAAGCUCAGUCCCGACUGGCCCGAGGUGGGGCGGCUGUGCUUCGAGGCCUACGGAACACGCUACCGUCCGGGGCUUGAUUUGGUGCUGCGCAGUGUCGACCUGACGACGACCCGAGCAGAGAAGAUCGGCAUUGUCGGGCGGACGGGUGCAGGCAAAUCAAGCCUAACUCUGGCUCUCUUUCGGCUGAUCGAGGCGGCCACCGGUCGCAUCUGGAUGGACGGCAUUGACAUUUCCACGCUGGGCCUGCAGACGCUCCGCUCUCGCAUCACCAUCAUCCCCCAGGAGCCGAUUCUCUUCUGUGGCACCAUUCGCCAAAACCUCGACCCCUUUGGCCACCAGACGGACGACCAGCUGUGGCGAGUCCUGGAGCUGGCCCACCUGAAGCCGUUUAUCAACUCGCUCGGAAAUGGCCUCUCCCACGUCGUCUCCGAGGGCGGCGAGAACCUCAGCGUGGGUCAGCGUCAGCUGAUCUGCCUGGCUCGGGCGCUGCUUCGAAAAACCAACGUUCUCGUCCUGGACGAGGCCACAGCCGCCGUCGACCUGGAGACGGACUCGCUGAUUCAAAGUACGAUUCGGGCGCAGUUCGCCCACUGUACCAUCUUCACCAUUGCCCACCGCCUGAACACCAUCAUGGACUCGGAUCGGGUGCUUGUCCUCGAUGCCGGAAAUGUGGCCGAAUUCGACUCUCCGGCCAAUCUGCUCGCCGACUCUUCCACCAUUUUCUACUCGUUGGCAAAGGAUGCCGGCAUUAUUUAG